This is a messenger RNA of Lodderomyces orthopsilosis Co 90-125, 1122 nucleotides long. RefSeq names its product chromatin DNA-binding HSP70/DnaK family ATPase. The coding region runs from base 1 to 1122 and encodes 373 amino acids. Gene Ontology annotation, biological process: tRNA threonylcarbamoyladenosine modification. The record is from RefSeq and is a predicted model, not a curated record. The transcript has a single exon. Gene Ontology annotation, cellular component: cytoplasm; EKC/KEOPS complex. Lineage: Eukaryota; Fungi; Ascomycota; Pichiomycetes; Serinales; Debaryomycetaceae.
AUGACAGUCGAUCUAGAUCAAUAUCUCAAACCCGGUAAAGAUCACUACGUAGCAUUAGGUCUUGAAGGAUCUGCAAAUAAGCUAGGUGUUGGAAUUAUUAAACACCCAAAGGGACAAUUAUCUGUUCUGAAUCGAGCUGAAGUAUUAUCUAAUAUCAGAGACACUUAUAUAACACCACCAGGAGAAGGGUUUCUACCACGAGAUACAGCAAGACAUCAUCGUAAUUGGGUGGUGCGAGUUAUUAAAAGAGCUCUAGCCACUGCUAAAAUCAGAGGAUCAGAUAUUGAUGUCAUUUGUUUUACUCAAGGUCCUGGAAUGGGGGCACCAUUACAAAGUGUCGUGAUGGCAGCAAGAACAUUGGCACAAUUAUGGGAUUUACCAUUAGUUGGAGUUAAUCAUUGUGUAGGACAUAUUGAGAUGGGACGUGAAAUCACAGGAGCAAAUAAUCCAGUUGUGUUAUAUGUGAGUGGUGGAAAUACACAGGUUAUUGCUUAUUCGAAACAACGAUAUAGAAUAUUUGGUGAAACUUUGGAUAUUGCCAUUGGUAACUGUCUUGAUCGAUUUGCAAGAACUUUGAAAAUCCCUAAUGAACCAGCACCUGGGUACAAUAUUGAACAAAUGGCAAAGAGAGGUAAGCAUUUGGUAAACUUGCCGUAUACUGUCAAAGGAAUGGAUCUAUCCAUGUCUGGGAUAUUAGCUUACAUAGAUGGAGUCGCUAAAGACUUGUUCAAUCAAAAGCAAAGCAAAAAUCUCAUUGAUGAAGAUACUGGUGAACCAAUCACUGCCGAAGAUUUAUGUUUUUCAUUACAAGAGAUCUUAUUUAGUAUGUUGGUGGAGAUAACCGAACGUGCAUUGGCCCAUGUCGAUAGCAAUCAAGUACUAAUUGUUGGGGGUGUGGGGUCAAAUGAACGAUUACAAGAAAUGAUGAAGUUGAUGAUUGAAGAUCGCAAAAAUGGACAAAUAUUUGCCACUGAUGAACGAUUUUGCAUAGAUAAUGGUAUUAUGAUUGCACAUGCGGGAUUAUUGCAAUAUAGAAUGGGACAAACUAAUGACCUCAUGGAUACUGUUUGUACACAAAGGUUCAGGACAGAUGAAGUAUUUGUCAAGUGGAGAGAUGAUUAG